CAGACAUGGUUCUACUUGGCAGCAUCUGCCUUGCACUUAUCUCCUUAAUUUUUGCUAACCCUUUGGAUAGGCAUACAGAUGAACAGGAUUUAUCAAAUUGGAAGAGGCACCCACACAAAAUGGAUUACCCGGUCUAUAUGAUGCAGCUUUACCAGUCACUCAUCAUGGGAAAUAGGACUGAUUUUCCUGGCAUGGAACAUCCUGUCCUGCAGGAAUCUGACAUGGUUCUGAGCCUCACUGCCAAGAGUUGCAGUGAAGCAGGAAGCGUUUGGAAAAUGUCGUUUGAUAUGUCUUCAAUCUCCACCAACACCGAGCUCAAGCUGGUGGAACUCCGAGUUCGUCUUCCCUCUUUCAAAAAGGCAAGCAAUAUCACAGUGGAGAUAUACCAUUCCAAGGACGGUCAUGACAAACUCUUAAUGGGGUCAUUCACGUCUAACCCUUCAGCUGCAAAAGGUAACUCGUGGAAGAUCUUUAACUUGACCAGAAUAGUCCAGUACUCCACCCACCAUGGAGAGCCAAUCCUAAAUCCUGAUUACGUAGCAGCAGAGGACACGACAGAGCGACACACAGAAUCCGGUAAUGUUAGAGAGCCUAGUCAUGGUCCACAUCAAAAUAAAGAUCCCUUGCCUGCUGAGUACUUCUCUGCAGAAAAAGUGAUGCUAGUUGUGUUUGCACGGGAAAAGACCUCUGACAACCAGUUUGGCUCUCCAAGCCUCAUUAGGACUGUCCAGUCUUCAAAGUACAUCAUGAGAGAGAGGCCAACUGGUCUAAGGAGACAUCGGAGAAACCACAAUUCCAAAAACAGCAUAUUUGUCAAUGAACUCCCAACAAGAACAGAAUCUGGUGGACCGCUCUGCAGAAGGGUAGACAUGUGGGUAGAGUUUGACAAAAUCGAAUGGGGAAAUCGAAUCAUCUACCCAAGAAGGUACAAUGCUUACAGAUGUGAGGGGACAUGUCCAAUUCCAUUGAAUGAGACCUUCAAGUCAACCAAUCAUGCAUUCAUCAAGAGUCUGGUGAAGAUGUUCGAUUCAGAGAAAGUUGAGUGUUCCUCCUGUGUACCAGUAAAGAUGAAUGCAAUGUCAAUGUUGAUGUAUGAAGAUGACAAAAUCUCACUGAAGCACCACGAGGAUAUGGUGGUGGAGACGUGCGGAUGCAACUGAA
Messenger RNA from Rana temporaria (common frog), 1161 nucleotides. Its product is annotated as nodal homolog 2-A-like. The transcript is spliced from 3 exons. The record is from RefSeq and is a predicted model, not a curated record. Gene Ontology annotation, cellular component: extracellular region. Lineage: Eukaryota; Metazoa; Chordata; Amphibia; Anura; Ranidae. Gene Ontology annotation, biological process: BMP signaling pathway; SMAD protein signal transduction. The coding region runs from base 6 to 1160 and encodes 384 amino acids. Gene Ontology annotation, molecular function: growth factor activity; type I activin receptor binding; cytokine activity.